AUGGGUAUCGUUUUGAAUGCAUUUCGGCUAAGGCUAUCAGUGCUAGUACGAUUGUUUAAAGGUUUGCUACUGGUAUUAACGUUCUUAGCUGUGGUUUCGAAUUUAUAUAUUUUCACCUAUCCAUCGUUAAAUCCAGGACAGUGCUCAUGGAAAUGCCAUAAAACAGACAAACCAUCGCCUGCAGAUAGUCUUCCUAGGGUUGAAAGGUAUAUACACUAUGUUAAAAGAUAUUUGGUAGAUGUAAAAGAUCAAACUUUCAAGAAAAAGCCUUCAUUAGAUAGUGAUGCGGUUCCAGAUGUGCACUUAUUAGCGUUGGCAGACCCACAACUAAAUGGAAACUGGCCCCAUACUUCUUAUGCUAAGCGUUUAGACCAUUUUGGGAAUGACUAUUACUUAGGCCACGUUUUUCGGAUGAUGAAGAAUCGCCUGGCGCCAUCGCAUGUAGCUAUUAUGGGAGAUUUAUUCUCUUCCCAGUGGAUAGGGGAUUAUGAAUUCUUCAAGAGAACAGUGAGGUUAACGCGUCGACUAUUAGGUCGUCGUUCUUCUAGGCUAGAAGAAAUCAAGGAAAAGAAUCAUGACGAGCAGGGUCAUUACAAGGCUGAUGGUGAGGCUUUUGGCAGGGAUAUCGAAAAUCGUCUUAGAGAAAAACCGGUGAAGGCAGACUGGAGCUACGAAAAUGUAUGGGCCUGGUCCAGGGGCGAUCAAUACUUGCUCAUGAACUUAACUGGGAACCACGACGUGGGCUAUUCGGGUGAUUGUUCUUACCAACAUAUGGCUCGCUUCCAUGAACUGGUUGGUAAAGACAACUACUGGAUCGAAUAUGACAGAGGAACCGUGCACUCUUGGCGGAUCGUGGUUCUGAACGAUGUUCUGCUUGAAGGUCCUGCACUUCAGCCCGAGUUGUUAAAUAUGACUUGGGAGUUUCUCUACCAAGUUUUCGAGAGAAGGUUCGAUGGCAGCACCGUAUUAUUAACACAUAUACCGUUCUACAAGGAAAAGGGUAUGUGCGUUGACGACCCAGAAUUCACUUACUAUCCGGCAGAUUAUAAUAGUGACCCUAGCAAAGCUAACUUGCUGAGAUCACAGAACCAUCUAAGCAAGGACGUCACCAACAGAGUGCUUAGCUUGAUUUUCGACAAUAACAAGCCAGGGAUUAUUCUGGCAGGCCAUGAUCACGAGGGAUGUGAAGCUAUAUAUAACAAGGAUGACAAGCUCGGCAUUUGGAAUGUGUCGCGAUCGGUCACCUCCGAGGAUUUGCAUAUUAAGGAAAUCACCAUACGAUCCGUUAUGGCUUCCUAUGGAGGUAAUGCCGGCCUUCUUACUGGUCAUUUCGAUGCUAAAGAAGAGAAUUGGCAGUGGAACUUCUCCUUAUGCCCCUUUGCAGUUCAACAUAUAUGGUGGUUUGCGAAAAUCAGCACUAUUAUCACCGGCUUAGCUUGGUUCUUGAUACUGGUACGUUCAGCAUUUACAAUGAGGUCCUGA
Messenger RNA from Eremothecium sinecaudum, 1482 nucleotides. It is a transcript of the gene TED1, whose product is annotated as Ted1p. The coding region runs from base 1 to 1482 and encodes 493 amino acids. Gene Ontology annotation, biological process: GPI anchor biosynthetic process. Gene Ontology annotation, cellular component: endoplasmic reticulum. The record is from RefSeq and is a predicted model, not a curated record. Lineage: Eukaryota; Fungi; Ascomycota; Saccharomycetes; Saccharomycetales; Saccharomycetaceae. The transcript has a single exon.